AUGAACAGUCAGCAACAAAAUUAUUUCAUUGAAACGUUGACCAAAUCACCAUUCCAUCAUCGUUAUUAUUCGACAAUCUUUUAUGAUCAACCAGCACGUCGUGACAGUUAUAAGAUGGCUAUUCACACAUCUAAACAUGACCAUUUACAAUUCCUCUAUACAACUUCAUCCUCAUCGUCGUCGUCUUCAGCAUUAUCAGUGCAUAAUCAUAUUAACACAACUCAAUCGCUUUACACGCUACAUCGCGGCUGUUCGCAUUGUAUCAAUGAUCAUAUUCAACGGAGUAUUAGUCAACCAGCUGUUCGAUUACCCGAUAACGAUGUCCUUUUGGAAAAUGCUACAUUUAUCCUGGAUUCACCCGUUUUUGCCCUUCGUCCUGCUCAUCACCGAUCUCGUGCAACAUUGCCACCGCCAUCAACACAAGUACCAUUGUCUAAACCACUCUCGACGAGAAGUUCAAUCACUGUUAAUGAAGCUAUUACCGAUGUGAAUGAAUCGUCGUCCAAUGCAUCAAUUGUUUCCAUUGCUGCAAUCUAUCGUAUUGUCUUUCUACGAUCAUUUGCAUCGAUGUUUGUUCUGGCAGGUUUAUUUACUACCGAAGUUCUACAAACAUCGAUCUACCCACAUGAGUAUAGUUUUCCAUCGUUGAUCGCAUUUCAUUUAAGCUCAUCCAUUGCAGCAUUGUUAUUCGCUGCUCAUGUUUCACACAUUCAAUCGACUCAUUAUCGUUGGAAAAUUUCCAAUGUACUCGCAUACGAUCGUUUUUCCCAGAUUUUACUCAUUUGUUCAACCUUGCUGACUUCUACAUGGCUCGUUCUUCAAUAUUUUUAUUCAUUCUAUUAUCUGUCAAUCGUUGGUGCAUGUACAUCAGGAAUUAGUCUAAGUUGUAUGAUCAUAAAAACAUACGAUCAUCUACUGCAAUUAUCUACAUCGCUACUAAUGGAAAAUAUGAAGAUUUUAACAAUUCGUUUCAACAUAUUUAUGUUUAUUUAUAACUGUAUCUGUCACUUAGCAUUAGUAAUCGGUGGUAUUUGUUUUCUGACCAUUAUCAUUUUUAAACAAUGGAGAAAUGAGUACAUACUGAUCGGUUCUCCAACAUGUCUAUCGAUUCCUUGCGCACAAUUGAUUAAGCAACAGAAAACUAAUGAUGAACUCUUUAGACUACUACCUGAAACUGUCUCGAUUGACUUAUCCGUGUAUUUCGCCGAGAACAAACAGAUCUGGAUUAAUGAUUCCAUGCGGUACUUGUAUCUUCUCGUUCUCGGACUGUUAACCAUCAUCGGUGUUUGCGUACAAGCAAAUACGAAAUGGUCGACAUCAAUCAUGGGUAUGAACAAACGCUUGUCGAUUAUACAAUAUGCCAAUGACGAUACAUUGAAUGAAAUAUCGAAAUUAACAAAAUACAAACACUAUUUAAUAGCAAUAUUUAUGGGUUUUCAAGAAGGAUAUUUAUUUGGAAGUCUUGUCAAAUUUGAUGUUACAUGUCUUUAUGGUAUUCGACAUGCUGUUGAAAUGUUGAUUAUCUACGGAUUUACUGCGACAAUAUCGAGUAUAUUGGCAGCGUUGAUUAUUCGACGUGUGACAUUGAUGACGUCAAUUACGUUCACAGUUCUGCUUCAUUCGAUGACCAUCGUUCUUCUCUUCUUCAUUCGAGAACAUAUUGCGAUUUAUAACCUUCAACCAAUGAUACUAAGAUAUCUUCUAUUUCUAUGUUAUGGCUUUGUUUUCGGUUUGUGGUCAACCAUUUUCAUUCAUUCGAUGUGUCAUUCAAGAAAGUUCUCCUCGUCAUCAGCGUUUGCCCAAUCCUUGACUUUUCGUUAUCUCGGCCGACUAAUCGCCUAUUCAUGUGCGCUGCAUCUUUGCCAAGCCUUUCUCUUCUAUAUCAAUGCCAUCGUUUUAAUUCUGAUAUUUAUCGUUCUGUUGAUUUGCUACUGUUGUUGUAAUCAAUAG
This is a messenger RNA of Adineta ricciae, 1950 nucleotides long. The record is from the annotation of a GenBank genome assembly. Lineage: Eukaryota; Metazoa; Rotifera; Eurotatoria; Adinetida; Adinetidae.